Striga hermonthica is the source of this 2454-nucleotide messenger RNA. The record is from the annotation of a GenBank genome assembly. NCBI's taxonomy places the organism in Eukaryota, Viridiplantae, Streptophyta, Magnoliopsida, Lamiales, Orobanchaceae.
AUGGCGGUUGACAAGAGCAAGCUUGAAGAAGAAGCAUGUGUCAAUCGAUUCUAUAAGAUAGUCCUUAGCUGGGAUUACCUUCGUCUCUUGAAAGAGUCCGAUAAGAAAAACUAUGAUAGAAAGGCUGGGGAAGGAAGUGCUGACGGAUUCAAGGAAGUGAAGAAUACAUAUGUAGACGUUGAUGAAUAUCUUGCUACCUUUGAGCCAUUACUUUUUGAAGAAGUUAAAGCUCAGAUUGUUCAAGGAAAAGAUGAUGAAGAAGAAACUCAGUAUGAGCAAGUACUUGUGAAAGAAUGCUGUGAAGUCAAUGGAUUUCAUUGUCCUACAUUCAUGUGUGCUGAUGACAUGUCAGUAUCUCAGAAUGAUCUUCUAUUGUUGUCGACUAAGAAGUUCGGAGAAGGCAAACAGUUACCUACGACAUAUGCGUUUGCCAUAGUUGAGCACCGUCAGAAAUUUGAAAUAAGAGUUCGGCUAUUUCUGAGUGGAGAAGUCAAAGCAUAUAAUACUGAUGACAUUCAAACUUGCCCGCGGCUGUUAAGUAUGCUUCCUGUUGUCAGUAAAGAGCAAAACAUUUUGCAUGUCCUGAAGAUUUGCAGCUUAUCAACUAUAGUCCGUGAAUAUGUUGCUAUGCGCUCCAUUAGCUCUCUCCCUUUCAAAGAUUUGAUAUUGACAGCUGCUGAACUGGUCAAUAAUACUGAAGACCGUGCCUGGAAGCUUUCUAAAACUCUAGCUGAGUUUAUUGAAAGCAAUCAUAAUAAGUCACAGCUUGAAGCUAUAUAUGCUGGUCUUUCACGUCAAUCGUUUGUUUUGAUACAGGGGCCACCAGGGACAGGGAAAACACAAACCAUCCUUGGGCUUCUUAGUGCCAUUUUGCAUGCUUCCCCAUCUAGGGUUCUCUCCAACAAGGAAAAACUGAUUGGAGUUAAGCGCGGACCAGAAUUGCCUAUUCAUGAAAAAUAUAAUCACUGGGGAAAAGCAUCUCCAUGGUUAAGUGGUAUCAAUCCUCGAGAUGCAAUCAUGCCUAUUAAUGGUGAUGAUGGAUUUUACCCCACAUCUGGAAAUGAGUUGAAACCAGAAAUGGUUAAUUCCAGUCGCAAAUAUCGUGUCCGUGUUCUAGUAUGUGCUCCAUCGAAUUCUGCGCUCGACGAGAUUGUCUUGCGUAUACUAAAUACGGGCAUUCAUGAUGAAAAUGGUCAUUCAUACAACCCUAAAAUUGUGCGUAUUGGUCUUAAACCACACCACUCAGUCCAGGCUGUUUCCAUGGAUUACUUGGUAGAGCAAAAACUCUCAGGUGUAGACUCUCAUACUGGUGACAAGCAGAGGCAAGGUGGUGCAUCAAAUGAUAGAGAUAGUAUUCGCACAUCUAUACUGGAUGAAGCAGUAAUUGUUUUCUCCACUCUGAGCUUCAGCGGGUCAUCUCUUUUCAAUAAAUUAAACAGGACUUUUGAUGUAGUCAUAAUUGAUGAAGCCGCUCAAGCUGUGGAGCCAGCAACCCUUGUUCCACUUGCCAAUGGAUGUAAGCAAGUAUUCUUGGUAGGGGAUCCAGUUCAGUUGCCAGCCACAGUAAUUUCUCCUGUUGCUGAAAAAUAUGGAUACGGAAUGAGCCUAUUUAAAAGAUUCCAGAGGGCUGGCUAUCCAGUACAGAUGCUGAAGACCCAAUAUCGGAUGAAUCCAGAGAUUAGGAGCUUUCCUUCUAAGGAGUUUUAUGAUGAAGCAUUAGAGGACGGUCCCGAUGUUGAAAGUCAAACCAAACGGUCAUGGCAUAAAUUCCGCUGCUUUGGGCCGUUUUGCUUUUUCGACAUACAUGAAGGGACUGAAUCUCAACCAUCGGGAAGUGGUUCUUGGGUGAAUGUUGAUGAGGUCGAUUUUGUCCUCUCUAUGUAUGGUUCUUUGGUCAGCAGAUAUCCAGAGCUCAAGUCAAGCUCUCGACUCGCCAUCAUAUCACCGUACAGACAUCAAGUCAAACUCUUCAGAGAAAAAUUCCGGAGCAAUUUCGGUGUGGAGUCUGAUAAAGUUGUAGACAUCAACACUGUUGACGGGUUUCAGGGACGUGAGAAGGAUGUUGCUAUUUUUUCAUGUGUUCGAGCGAGUAAAGAUAAAGGCAUUGGCUUUGUUGCUGAUUUUAGACGAAUGAAUGUUGGUAUUACUAGGGCAAGGUCUUCUGUUCUGGUCGUGGGUUCGGCAACAACUUUGAAACGAGACGAUCACUGGAAGAACCUCAUUGAAAGCGCCGAGAAGAGGAAAGUGUUGUUCAAGGUUUCAAAGCCAUACUUGGAGUUUUUCAGUGAGGCAAACCUGAAAACAAUGGAAGUAAAGGAAGAUGGUAGUGUGGGGCCUAGUGAUGAUAUGGAUAUGGACGUGCCUUUUAGUAUCGAUGCUAAUGCCGUUGAGAAUGUCGACUGGGGAGAUGCUGGAGAUGAUGGUGAUGAUGGGGACUUUGGUGGUGAUGACUAA